ACAAACAACAUCAACAAUCAAGCUUUUUCGGAACCAACAAUCAUCCGAAAAAAAAACCAAGAAAGAGAAAAAUGAUACCGAGAAAGAUCGACGCCAUUCUCACAUCAAGGCAAUGACGAAUUCCUAUCUCCGCCGCCAAUAAACUGUCAUUGCUUCUUCCCCUUCUGUUGUCUCUCCACUCCCAUCAGUUUCCCCCUUCCUGUAGUCGCCGGCGAUGGACAUGGCAGUGGACAUGGCGAUCGAUGCCGCCCCAAACGGCGACGCCUCAGCCGCUGCUCCUGCGGUUGCAGCGGCGCAUACCUCCACUGCCCGUCUUGCCCAGAUCGCCGAGUCCCUCAAAUUGGAGCACCAGCUCGUUAGGGUUCCCUUGGAGCAUCUCAAGAAGACGAUUCGCAGCAACUACCGCCUCGCCGAGAGGGAGUUCACUGCCGUCCUCAACAGUGUUGCUGAGGCAUCCGGAUCAUCGGAUUCUAGGUCGAUGGACGAAACCCUUACCCGCCUCAGCUCCCUCGUCACCCGCCUCCAGGGCCUAAAGCGCAAGCUGGAAGAGGGGGGCAAGGUGGAGAAUGUGCAGGUACAAAGGUGCCGUGCUCGGUUGGAGCAUUUAGGUUCGGUUGCAGAUGCAGAUAAAUUGGAUGAUUGGAAGGAUGCUAGAUUAAACCGAAUACUAGUUGAUUAUUUGCUAAGGAUGUCUUACUAUGAUUCUGCAAAGAACCUUGCAGAGACCGCCGACAUUCAGGAACUUGCUGAUAUUGAUGUCUUUUUCGAGGCAAAGAGAGUUAUUGAAUCUCUCCGGAACAAGGACCUGGCUCCUGCUUUAGUAUGGUGUGCAGAGAACAAACCCAGGUUGAAGAAGUCAAAGAGUAAGCUUGAGUUUCAACUGAGGCUUCAGGAGUUUAUAGAACUAGUGCGGGCUAAUGAGCAUAUGAAAGCUAUUUUCUAUGCCCGAAGGUAUCUUGCACCCUGGGCAGCUACUAAUAUGAAGGAAAUGCAGCGUGUUGUGACAACAUUGGCUUUUAGGCACAAUACUGAAUGUUCAAUUUAUAAGGUCUUAUUUGAGCCCACACAAUGGGACUAUCUGGUGGAGCAGUUCAAGCAGGAAUUCUGUAGAUUAUUUGGCAUGACUAAUGAACCUCUACUGAAUAUCUAUCUCCAAGCUGGCUUGACGGCCCUCAAGACUCCACUUUGUUACAAGGAGGCUUGCAGCAAAGAAGAUCCAUUAUCCCAAGAAGGCUUCCGCAAAUUGGCUGAACCGUUACCAUUCUCGAAACUGCACCACUCUAAGUUAGUUUGCUACAUUUCCAAGAAGCCGAUGGACCAUGAGAAUCCACCACUUGUUUUACCAAAUGGCCAUGUGUACAGUACUAAGGCUCUUGAAGAAAUGUCCAGACAAAAUGACGGCAGAAUCACCUGUCCGAGGACCGGCGAGGUUUGCAACUUCACCGAACUUGUGAAGGCCUUCAUUUCAUGAAUUUACGGAGCUUUACCUCCCAACUGGAGCAAAUUGUGCCGGUUAUGUUGCCCUCUUGCAAGAAUAAUCUAAAGCUGGUUUGAUUGUGAUGGCGAACUGGCAACUCAGUUUCAGACUAGGUUUCAGGAAAACUGUGAUUUCACGUACCCACAUAACAUGUAAUACUUACUUUUAUAUGCAUAUCGUUCUCUAGGUCCAGUCCGGCUUUGCCAGUUUGUGUUUCCAACGACACGCCAUCAAAGCCAUCGAUGAUGAAAAUGUCGUGGAAGGUGAUUUUAUGAUUCAACAUGUAAAAUGCCUAGUAUAUGUAAUAACUAAGAAACUAUAAUAUUCAACUGCAAUUGACGAAA
This is a messenger RNA of Zingiber officinale, 1821 nucleotides long. Its product is annotated as protein MAEA homolog. Gene Ontology annotation, cellular component: cytoplasm; nucleus; GID complex. The record is from RefSeq and is a predicted model, not a curated record. Gene Ontology annotation, biological process: proteasome-mediated ubiquitin-dependent protein catabolic process. Lineage: Eukaryota; Viridiplantae; Streptophyta; Magnoliopsida; Zingiberales; Zingiberaceae. Bases 215 to 1471 code for a protein of 418 amino acids. Gene Ontology annotation, molecular function: protein binding; ubiquitin protein ligase activity. The transcript is spliced from 7 exons.